Molecule: messenger RNA, 2457 nt
Organism: Pedinophyceae sp. YPF-701
Lineage: Eukaryota; Viridiplantae; Chlorophyta; Pedinophyceae
Source: the annotation of a GenBank genome assembly
AUGUCGGGCCCGAGUGCGGGCGUGCCGGACAUGGACCUGCUAGAGUCGCUGCGGCAGGUGAUCUCGCAGGCCGAGGAACAGCGGAAACGGAGCGCGGAGGCAUUCGCACAAGCGCAACUUGAGGAAGAGCAGAAACGAGCGGCGAAACGCAAGAAGCAAGACCAGAAGCGCGAGCAACGCGCAGAAGAGAUCAAGAAGGAGCUCGAACGGCACGGGUUGACGCCGGAGCACUGCAUUGCCCUGCAUACGGGAGAGCGCAAGCACACGGUGACGAUCGGCGUCGCCCUGGCCGACCCGGACUCGCACCUGGCGGACCUGGUGCUGGAGGCCGUGCGCGACCGGGCGCCGUCGCGUGGCUCUCGUUUGACGCCCUGCGCUGAGCUGCACCUGCCCGACACGCACCCGGAUGCAUUUCAGUGGAUCAUCCUGAGUUAUUUAUUUGCGUUGUCGCUGGGCGAGAAGGCGCCGCUGCCUCCGAGCAGCAUCGCGGAGCUCGUCAGGCUCCAGGCGAGGAAAUGGGGACUGCAGGAGCUGCUUGAGGUCCUUGAUGCCACUCACGCGGGCAUCGUACGCCGUCCGUCCGCGUCCGAGAGCCCGUCCUGGACCAAGGACCAGCUGCGAGUGCUUGUUUCCCAACUCUCCACGGGGCUCGUGGACCGGGAGCACAUGAUGCGCCGCGCGCUGCUGGCGAGCAUCGCCGGCGAGCACGUGCUGCUGCUGGGCCCGCCGGGCACGGCGAAGUCGCUCCUCGCGCGGCGGCUGCACAUGGCCUUUCGCGCCGAGGCCGGGGCGGGGGGCUACUUCGAGAAGCUGCUGACGAAGUUCUCGACGCCGGAGGAGCUGUUCGGGCCGAUGUCGAUCCAGAAGCUGCAGGCGGACGUGUACGAGCGGCAGAUCCAGGGCUACCUGCCGACGGCGGAGAUCGCGUUCGUGGACGAGAUAUUCAAGGCCAACAGCGCGGUCCUCAACUCCCUCCUCACCAUCAUCAACGAGCGCCUCUUCCACAACGGCACCAACGUCAUCACCGUUCCACUGAUUUCCAUGAUCGGGGCGUCGAACGAGGUGCCGGCGCAGACACAGCCGGAGCUGCAGGCGCUGUACGACCGGUUCCUGGUGCGGAUGUGCGUGGGGUACCUCCAGAACCGCGAUGACACAGGAAGGAAGCCUUUCGCGGAAAUGUUGAAGAGCAGCUCAGGGGAGGCACCACAAGACAUCGCGCGGGCAGCUCUGUCCGCGGCGGACCUGCGCGACGUCAGGGACCGCGCAGAGACGGUCGAGAUCGGUGACGAUGUCAUGGCGCUGAUCGAGAAGCUGCGGGACCGCUUCUCGGGGCAAGAGUGGCAGGUGUCGGACCGCCGCUGGAAGAAAGCCGUGCACCUUUUGCGCGUAGCUGCGGCGACAGAUGGCAGGGCCGAGGUGCGCAAGUGGGACCUGCUGCACCUGACGUCGUGCGUGUGGCACCAGCCGGAGCAGGAGGAGGAGGCCAGGCGGUACAUUGCGGGCCUGCUCGCUGAGGGGACGGGCCUGGAGCGGUCAGUCAUCACGUACCUGACUCAGCGCAAAGACGUGCUGGUCCGGGAGGUCUCCGCUGCGGAGUCGGCGAAGGCGGUCGAGACAGUGCUGGCGCAGUUGAAUGCGCUCCACGACGAGCUGGACGUCAAGCUGCAAGGUCUGCAGAAGGAAAUCGAAGCCACGCAGGCCCUGAUCGCACAGGACCUGUGGCUGGACUCGCAGCACAGCAAGAUAUGCGUCGGCGUCCUCGCAGAGCAGCACGCGAAGCUGAGGGACAUGAGCAGGUCGUUCCUGGCGCUACGGGGCGACGCCGAGCGAGCGAUCAAGGACUGGCAAGCCAUGUUCACGGCGUUCUCGCCUAGUACUGUGGUCGACGCUUCUUGUCAGGAAGCGCUCGUCGAUGUGCUGAAGACCACGGGCCACUGGAAGGGCGCUGCUCGCCUCGCACGCCUGGCAACGAGCGAUUACGGCAGUGGCUGGAUUGCGAAGUGUGCCAGCGGGGGGCCGUUCCUCUUCCUGGCGCGCGCACCUCGGGUGGGAGGCAGUGCAUCCAUUGCGGGCUUCGUUUACUCCGGAAACAGCCUCACGCAGCAACUGCGACUGGACGGGGACCUGUGUGUGUUCAGUCUGAAGUGCCAGGCCAAGCUCACGAAGCAAGUGUGGCGCAUGGCGCAGGUAGUUCAAAGCAGCACAGCACGGGGCAGGGGGGUGAAAGCCGACACGGAUGGACCGGCAGCUGGCGUCGAGUGUCGGUAUGGCAGCAUGGUCUCGGGCAUUCAGUGCACGGGCUCCCCGCCCGCCGUCAAGCAGAUGGGGGUGUGUCGAGGACAAGGUUGCAACUGCUGUUCAGGAGCUUGGAUCCCACUGACCGGCGCUGCGGCGCUUGAAGCGACCGACUUGUUCAGCAAUGCUACUUCCUUUGUUUGGGAGGUGUGGAAGCUGUGA